CUCUUCAAAUUUCGGCCCGAAACGCAAAUCAGCACUCGAGAGAAAUUCGUCACAGAACUGAAGACUCUGAAGUAUUUGCCCUGCGUCAAAGAUCAGCGUCUCAUAGUCAGAGGACCGUCGAUCACGGACCCCGCGUCCAAAAGUAAGGGUUUCCAACAUGCAUUGGUGGGCUAUCAUGACGACCAGGUAGCUCUGGACAUGUAUCAAGCAAGCCCCGAGCAUGCGAGGGUGACCAGUCAAUACUUUAUCCCGUAUAAAAAAGAUCUCGUACGUUUCGAUUUCGAAACAGAUCUUGGAGGCGAGGACUUGCUUGGAUUUUCGACUUCCUCACACGAUGCAUGA
This is a messenger RNA of Penicillium diatomitis, 342 nucleotides long. RefSeq names its product Dabb family protein. The transcript has 2 exons. The annotation marks the transcript as partial. The record is from RefSeq and is a predicted model, not a curated record. NCBI's taxonomy places the organism in Eukaryota, Fungi, Ascomycota, Eurotiomycetes, Eurotiales, Aspergillaceae.